Molecule: messenger RNA, 1110 nt
Organism: Priceomyces carsonii
Lineage: Eukaryota; Fungi; Ascomycota; Pichiomycetes; Serinales; Debaryomycetaceae
Product: putative peptide hydrolase
Exons: 2
Coding region: 1-1110 (369 amino acids)
Biological process (GO): DNA damage response
Molecular function (GO): single-stranded DNA binding
Source: RefSeq, a predicted model, not a curated record
AUGUGUGGCAGAUUUUCAUUAGGAAUUAAUAUUAAUGAUUUGCCGCUGGUGUUCAAUGACACAGUACAAGAAGGAGCAAACCAGGCACUGGCAGAAUCGGCAACAGACUUGAAAGAAGUUUCGAAAGAUAGAUACAAAGCAUACGAUUCAGAUGGUCAGCUUGGAUAUGAAUUGUUUUUAUCUGAUAUAGCCGCUUUCAAAUCUUCUUAUAACAUUGCUCCCACUAAUGAUGCGUUAAUCAUCUAUGCCAAAAAUUCCGAUAGCACAGACAAGCUUGUUUAUAUUGUCGAGACACUGAAAUUCGGCUUAGUUCCUAUGUGGGCAAAGCCAAAAGAUUCUCUGCCUGUCAGAAGAGGUGGGAAGCCAGGACCGAAGUACUCUAAAGAAAUUCAAAAAUACGAAUCUAUGUACUUCAACUGUAGAAAAGAAACUCUAGCACAAAAGAAAGCAAUAUGGAAUAGCUGCAAGAACAAUCGGUGUGUCAUUCCUAUACAAGGAUACUUUGAAUGGCUCAAAAAGGACAAUAAGAAGAUACCAUACUUUAUUUCCGAUUCUAAGCAGCCCUUGGUUUAUUUGGCAGGGUUUUAUUCCCAUAACACUAAUUAUAAGGAUGUGGUUGAAGAUUCAAGGGGCUAUAUAUCUUCUUUUACUGUAGUAACGGGACCGGCCGAUAAAAAAGAUUCUAAGGAUUUAUCUUGGCUCCACAACAGAAAACCUCUUUUGGUUGCACCAGCUUCAAAGGAAUGGUUCGAUUGGUUGAACCCCAAAGCAAAGUGGUCCGAAACGCUUUUAUCAACUACGUUGGAUACUAUUAAUAAUGAAGCAUAUUUGCAUAUCCAGAGUUUUAAAGUUUCAAAAGAUGUCGGGAAUCCAACUACUGAGGGCGCUUAUCUUAUUAGGGAAGAUAAAGGAUCCCAAAAAUCUAUCGAACUGUUUCUCCAGAGUUCUAAGAAAAGUCCCAAGAGAAAGACUGAAGAGGAUUAUUCCCCUAACAAAAGAGUGAAAAACGAAUCUCAUAGUAUCCCCACAGAGAAGACAGAAACGGAAAUUAAAAAAGAUAUUAAAGAAGAGAAUGAACAAAAAAUUAAAAUGGAGCCUUCAGGCGAUUAG